ACGCCACCUAGAUCUGUCCAAGUCAUCAAAUCUCGUUUUCUAGAUUGUUGUGGACCGGUCCUAGCUAGGAUUAGUGAAUACCCUGGUGAUGAAGAUGCGUGGAAAUUGCUUUUUCUGCUUCCUAGGAUGCUGUUGUCUCCUCCCGCAAGAGGUGGGAAAACGAAGAAUAAGUGUAUUAUUGGAGCAUAUGAUGAUUUCAAGAACUUCAGAUCCCAAGACCAGCCAGAUGAUGUCAUCUGAAGGUAGAAAGGAUCUAAAGAUCUAACCAGGAAGUCAGCGCUCCGUUUGAUCAGAUGUGGUGAACUAUCCAAAGCAGCACGAGUUCUCACAAGUUCUGGCUUGGCACUAGCAACAAAGGAGACUACUAAAAAGCUUGCGGCAAAACACCCUAGGAGGUCCUCAGUAAUUGAAGAGCAUUUAGCUGAUCGUUUUAUUGAGUCUCCUGUAGAGUUGUCAUCACAUCAAUUCAUUACCAACAUGAAGAAAGCUCCUAAAGGAUCAGGAUGUGGACCCAGUGGCUGGAGAGUUUGCUCUAUUAUUGCAGCUGGCUUAGUUCCUGAACCAAUAACAAAGCUAUUGUGUGCAGCUCGUCUUAUUGCUCUGUCUAAGUCUUCAGGAGAUGUGAGGCCCAUUGCGAUAGGUGAAGUGUUUCGACGAAUAACUGCAAAGACUAUCUGUUCUCAAUACAAGGACUCUUUUAGUAAAUUCUUUGCUCCUUUACAGCAUGGCAUUGCCACAGAUGGUGGAGCCGAUCUUUUGGUUCAUCAUGUUCAGUUGCUGCUAGAUUCUCAUAAAGAUUGGGUGGUCAUGAAGACUGAUGCCAAGAAUGCCUUCAAUGCUGUUAAAAGGUCUCAUCUACUUACUCAGGUCUCAAAACACUUUCCUGAGAUGUUUCCCAUGUCAACCAAAUGUACGCAGGCUUUGGUCCCCUUAUCUACUUGCAAGGAGACAGCCCUGUCAUACUGUCUUCUGAAGAAGGCAUACAUCAAGGGGAUCCUUUGGGUCCAGUUUUGUUUGCUACUGCAAUUCAGGAAUUGUUGACCAAAUUGCAGAAUGAUCAUCCUUGUGUAGUGGUCUUGGCAUAUCUAGAUGAUGUGUUUCUAGUAGGCCCUUCUGAUAAUGUCUUGGCAGUCUUUGAAGACCUGAAGCCUAUGUUCCAUAAUAUUGGUUUGGACAUUCAGGACACCAAGUGUGAAAUUUACAACCCUUCAUCUGUCGAGAUCGAGUCACAUACAUCUAUUCCUAUCACAACAGAAGGAAUAUCUAUUCUGGGAAUUCCUGUUGGAAAGGAAGAUUUCAUGUCACAGGCAUGUGUUACUAUUGCAAAACAUGGAGAAAAUUUAUACCAUCAACUACUCACUUUAGGAACUCAAGAAGCUAUGUUAUUGCUAAGACUCUGUCACUUACCAAGAAUGUUUUACUUAUCUCGAAGUGUUAAACCCAAAAGCAUGCAAGCUGCUGCAGUUCUUCAUGAUCAUCUAUCUCGCUCUACGUUUUCAAAUUGUUACAAAUUUCUUCCCUUACUGAUGAAAAGUGGAAGCAAGCAACCUUGCCUAUCAGAUAUGGUGGUUUUGGCUUGACAUCAUUACAAGAAAUAUCAAAGUUGAUUUUUGUGUCCUCGUGGGCUCAUUCUGUGCAUGAGCUGCCAAAACGUUUUGUAGCUUUAGAACCUCAGAUUGAUGUUUUGUUAUCCUCGAAGAGUCCUGAAACUUUUGUAGGCCACAUUCUUUAUGAAUGUUUAGAUCCUGACCAAUCAAUGAAUAAUCUAUUGUCUAAUACUAAGCGUCUGCAACAUCAUCUGAUAGAUAAGGUCACGAAAGCUCAAGUCAAUAAUUUAUUGGGUAAAGAAUCUGGAAAGGAUUCAGCAAGAUUACGUUCCUUGCAAGGAAAAGGUGCAGGCUCUUGGCUAAAUGCCACUCCAUCAACCCAGAAUCUCGCAAUUUUACCUGGAAAUUUCCGCUUGGCGGCAUUCAUGAGGUUGGGAAUGGCGAUGCCCUUGCCUUUGUUGGCAGAUGAGUACGAAUGUGAAUGUGGAAAAACGAUCGAUAGAGAAGGUUAUCAUCUGUUGACUUGUAAAUUUGGAGGUGGACCAGUGUGGUCUCACAACUGUAUAGUUUCUGUGUGGGCAGAUUGUCUCAGCCAGUUACAUGUACCGUACUACAUUGAGCCUAAAGAUCGCUACACCACUUCCAGUGGAAGGCCAGAUAUCUAUGUUGCGGAAUCAUUCUGCAUGCCAGCAGCAGAAUUAGACAUUGCUCUAUCACAUCCAUUCAGCAAAGAUAUCCUAUCUAGAGCUGCUUAUAUUUAUGGUGCUGCUGCAUCCAGAAGAGAAAAGAUCAAACAUACAAAGUAUGACUCCCAACUGCUACCAGGAGGGUAUGCAACAACAGCAAUCCCUUUGGUAUUUGAACAUUAUGGCAGAUGGGGUGAUCAGGCUCAACAGUUUUAAAGACUCUUUCUCUCAUGUCUUAUGAUGAGGACGGUCACCAGAAUGCAUCCAAUUUUACAACAUAUUGGAGACAACGUUUAUCAGUUCAGUUACAACAAUGUAACGCUAGAGUGAUUUCCAGGAAGACAUCCUGCUUACUGGAACAUACAAGGAAAGUGAAGAGAAUGAACAAUAUACACAAUUAUUAAUGUGCUUUACUGUACAGCCCUAUAUAGGGCUGGUUUCUGUAGUGUUUUAGUUUGGUAGAGAUUUUGUGCGAUUGGGACAGUAGAGUUGUGCUGAUUGUAGAUAUCAAUGUUGAAAAUAUAUGUAUUGGACAGACA
This is a messenger RNA of Corticium candelabrum, 2772 nucleotides long. RefSeq lists its product as uncharacterized. The record is from RefSeq and is a predicted model, not a curated record. NCBI's taxonomy places the organism in Eukaryota, Metazoa, Porifera, Homoscleromorpha, Homosclerophorida, Plakinidae. The transcript is spliced from 2 exons. The coding region runs from base 1757 to 2449 and encodes 230 amino acids.